UGCUAGAGAAUACUGAAGAGAGACAGGAACCAUGAAAUAAAAACUCCGGAGACACCUACCACGACUUGAAAGAAGAGACGGCCUGUAGGACCUACUACAGAGACGGACUAUAUUGCUUUUACUUGCAAGAUUGCUCAACCCUGCAUGCCUUGUAGAGUUACUUAUUGGCUCAGGAAUCAAUUAGGGAAACCCAGAACUCCGGCUCUGAAGAAGAGUGAGAAAGAUUAUCAUUGCAAGUUAGAGAAGAGGAGACCAGAAGAGAUGACAAUACUGAACCUCCCUUUAUGCCAUCUUGCAGUCCAUCCAGUCUAUAGGGGUGCUGCAUCAUCAGGAGGGGGCAUGCCACUCAGACCAAUGGGAGAGAGAUCAAGAUCAAGAAAGGACCUUGUUCUGAAUUGUCCGUCGCCGCGGUCGCUCACCACAUGCGCUCUGAAGACGCCUUCAUACGGCGGCAGAUCGAGGGAGAAGAUCGAUCCCAGAGGCCUGUUCACCUUCUCCUACAAGUUUAGCACUGACAUCCCCAUGAGUGAGACAUCAGGGGCAUCAAUCGAUGAGUACCUCCAGAACAGUCCCAGGAUUGUUGGAGCUGUUUUUCCGGAUCAGCGCAAAAGAAGAAAGCUCAAUGAUCAAGAAUGGAGCGUUCAGCUUUUGCCCAUCCAGUUCCUCUUUCUGUCGGCGUCGCCGGUGAUCGUCAUGCGGUUCGUCAGCAAAUCUGGCGGGAAGGAGUACCCACCCAACGUCCCCGUCCACGCCACCAGCCUCCUCCUAAUGGAAGUGACAGACUACAAGCUGAAAGGCCUGGACAGCAACGCCACGCCGUCGCAUCUCGCCCUGACCGUCCGCGGCAUGCUGUACCCGCAGCGGGAGGGCAGGAAGAGUCUCAGGGGGCAUGUCGAGAUGACCGUCGGCUUCAACCUCCCGCCGGUGCUCGCCUUGGUCCCGGACAGCAUCAUCAGAGGCGUCGGCGAGACGGUGUUGAGGCAGCUAGCAGAGCAGAUGAAGCAGGACUUCGAUACAGGGCUGGCAGCGGAUUUCAAGAAGUACAGGAGGGAGAAGCUAACUGAAAGGCGCACUUCGCCCUGAAUUUUGAGGCGUUCACUGCCCAGUAACACUAGCAGCAGACAUUACUACGGAUUCUUUGGGGUCGUCGUGUCACCAACAGGGUUGCCAACCCCUUGUAUUAUUCACGAAUAAUAGUAAUAACUUAAUUAAUCACA
Molecule: messenger RNA, 1217 nt
Organism: Phragmites australis (common reed)
Lineage: Eukaryota; Viridiplantae; Streptophyta; Magnoliopsida; Poales; Poaceae
Exons: 6
Coding region: 145-1083 (312 amino acids)
Source: RefSeq, a predicted model, not a curated record